AUGCGUGCCACACUCUUCACCACUAUCCUGGCAGGAUCCCUCCCCCUCCUUGCAGCGGCCCAGACCCAGGCCACUGCUACUGCGGGGACAACGACUUCGACCGGGUCGAAGUGCGCUGCUCAGAACAUCGUGGAUGAUUGUAAAGAACGAAUGAUGGGCCAAUUGAAAGCUUGCGGAGUAAACGAGUGGAAGUGCCUGUGUGAGCAGCAGGGCAACGUUGUUACAUGCUACAACAACUGCCCUGGUUCUGCGGAGAGCGGCCCUGAAAAGCAAAAGCAACAAGUCUACUGCAACGCAGCAAAAGCUCUCCCCUCGUCGUCAACAACGAUUGCCUCUUCGACGGCUUCGGCGACGGAAGCGAAGAAGACCAGUUCCUCUACUGCCACUUCGACUAGUACGUCUACGGGUGCUGCUGCUCUUCCUACGGCGGCAUUCGGGGCUGUCGAGGGGGGCUUGAUGCUGGGUGUUGUGCUGGGUGUUUUGGGGCUGUAA
This is a messenger RNA of Aspergillus oryzae RIB40, 492 nucleotides long. Its product is annotated as GPI anchored serine-threonine rich protein. The transcript is spliced from 3 exons. NCBI's taxonomy places the organism in Eukaryota, Fungi, Ascomycota, Eurotiomycetes, Eurotiales, Aspergillaceae. Bases 1 to 492 code for a protein of 163 amino acids. The record is from RefSeq and is a predicted model, not a curated record.